This is a messenger RNA of Paecilomyces variotii, 2075 nucleotides long. RefSeq names its product sugar transporter family protein. Gene Ontology annotation, biological process: plasma membrane lactate transport. Gene Ontology annotation, cellular component: plasma membrane. Lineage: Eukaryota; Fungi; Ascomycota; Eurotiomycetes; Eurotiales; Thermoascaceae. Gene Ontology annotation, molecular function: secondary active monocarboxylate transmembrane transporter activity. The transcript is spliced from 3 exons. The record is from RefSeq and is a predicted model, not a curated record. Bases 180 to 1709 code for a protein of 509 amino acids.
CUGACUCUUCAGUUUGUGAGACCAGCUCGGUGUCCGGAGAAUAGUUACCUACCUACCUGCUCUGGGCUCUCCUGCUGCUAGUCUCCUUCCUGGUUCCGUUGCAUUAUCGCUGGGAUAUCAGUCCAUAUCGACUCUCUAAUCGUGCAUAUUAUAUAGGAGGACUCAUCUAUAGUGCAAAGAUGGCAGACACGCAGGACAAGCCACAGAGGGUUGAGCUGGAGUCACCGCUCCAGCAGGAGCAGGAGAGUCAGCUCAGCCUCUCCAGCAUUGGCCGGUUUCUCGUUACUCGUAUUCCUACUCUCGUGCCGCCCAUGCACCGGGUGCCCAACCCGAUCAAGGCGCUGACGCUGUUGAACAAACAACAGUGGCUGUUUUUUGGUGUAGCAUUCCUGGGAUGGACGUGGGACUCGUUUGAUUUCUUCACCGUCUCUCUCACUGUGACUCAGUUGUCGGAGUAUUUUGGAAAGUCCACCUCGGAUAUAACCUGGGGAAUUACACUCGUUCUAAUGCUUCGUUCUGUCGGCGCCGUCAUUUUUGGUGUUGCUUCGGAUCGGUAUGGACGAAAGUGGCCCUUCAUAGUGAACAACUUGCUGUUCAUCGUGUUGGAGUUAGGAACGUCUUUCUGUCAGACCUAUAAGCAGUUCCUGGCCUGCCGUGCCCUCUUUGGAAUCGCCAUGGGUGGUCUCUACGGUAACGCAGCAGCUACCGCGCUCGAAGAUUGCCCAUACGAGGCUCGUGGUGUAGUCUCUGGUAUGCUUCAACAGGGCUACGCUUUUGGAUAUCUGCUGGCUGCAGCCUUCUCGCGCGCACUUGUCGAUACGACACCGCAUGGCUGGAGGCCUUACUAUUGGUUCGCAGCUUGCCCUCCGGCACUCUUCAUUAUCUUCCGUCUUUGCCUGCCUGAGACGAAGGCCUUUCAGGAGCGACAAAAGGCUCGCGCAGAAAUGCGUGGAGGGGUGGCAGGAACCUUCCUUUCGGAGGGCAAGGUUGCUCUUAAGCGCCAUUGGCUGAUCCUGAUCUACUUGGUUCUGCUGAUGGCUGGCUUCAACUUUAUGAGCCAUGGCUCGCAGGAUCUCUACCCCACGCUCCUCAAAGCUCAAUUCAAGUUCUCCGCUGAUGCAGUUACUGUUACGCAAGUUGUUGCCAACCUCGGUGCAAUGACAGGCGGCACAGUCUGCGGCUGGGCUAGUGGAAUCUUUGGUCGCCGCUUUUCUAUCAUCUUUGUCAGCAUUGUUGGCGGUGCGCUGCUGUACCCCUAUACUUUCGUGACGUCCAAGAGAGUGAUGGCGGCCGCCUUCUUCGAGCAGUUCUGCGUCCAGGGCGCGUGGGGUAUCAUCCCUAUCCAUCUGAUGGAACUGUCUCCGGGUGCAAUUCGCACUUUUGCUGUCGGUACUGCGUAUCAAUUGGGCAACCUGGUCUCAUCUGCCAGCUCGACGAUCGAGUCAACCAUCGGUGAGCGCUUCCCGCUGCCGCCAGCGAAUGAUGGCGAGAAACGUUACGAUUACGGUACGGUUAUCUGCAUCUUCAUGGGUUGCGUUUAUGGAUUCGUGAUCCUCGUCACCCUUUUCGGGCCGGAGAAUCUCGGACAACAAUUCGACGUUGAGCACGACAGCGACCUUGCCGAGGUGGCUGCCACCAGAGGCGCCAGCAUUGACGCAAGUGACCCAGAGAAAGGAGUUGCCGUUGACAGAGCUAAUGUGACGCACUGAACUGAUUCAUAUGAAGAUAUUGGUAUGCACUUGGAUAGCAAGAAACGAGAUACCCAUGAAUUCUGUCCUUUCAUGCAAUGGAUGACUCAUGACAAGCUUGAAAGGGUUAGAUUAUAUAUAAUGAUUAUUCUUCAUGACCGUGUCAUGUCAUAAUGUCACUUUGCUACAAUAUCAAAUGAUGUCGACUUUGACAUAGCUUCACUUGUAUCUGUUUUGCUUUGGUGAUGGACCAGUGAAGGAUUAUCCUGUGGUCUGAAACUCAACCUUGUGGUAGUCUUCAAAACUUCAUUCUGACAGGAUAUCGCAUCCCAGUUGUAGACGCACCGCAGUAAUUCAAUGGUAGUUAAUGCUUGACCGUAUGUAGAU